This is a messenger RNA of Oryzias latipes (Japanese medaka), 2419 nucleotides long. RefSeq names its product zinc finger protein 16 like (gene znf16l). The record is from RefSeq and is a predicted model, not a curated record. Gene Ontology annotation, biological process: regulation of gene expression. Lineage: Eukaryota; Metazoa; Chordata; Actinopteri; Beloniformes; Adrianichthyidae. Gene Ontology annotation, cellular component: nucleus.
UUACGUCACCUCCGGUCUCUCCUUCCUGCAUCAAACAAACAUUAGCUCCGCAGCAGCUCCAAGCUAGCCACUCGACCUGUGCGAAAAAACGGCCGUUGUCCGCCAGCAUCAAUGAGCCGCAGAAGGAACCGUGGCUCGGCCGAAGCCGGGCUGUCACCCGAACUCCGCGGUCCCUUCAUCGACUUCUCUGGUUCUACGAGUCGCGGUGACGACGAUUUUCUAGAACUGGAGUCCGACGAAGAGCUGCUGUGCUCGGUCAGCGACAUCACCGAGCACCUGGGCAGAAACAUCACGGUGGUUCUGGAGACGGCGCUGUCAGAGAUCCGCAAGAUGGUCAGCAUCCGAAUACGAGUCCUGAAAAUGGAGCUGCUCGAGAAAACCCAGGAGGUGGACGCUUUAAAGGCCAAGUUAGACGCCGUCCAGAGGGACUCUAAAGACGCCCUCCCCGGUUUGACGACGGCCGCGGAGCUGGCCGCGGAGGCCGGCUUCAGGAAACAACACGACCUCAGCGGCGCAUCCAAGCACAACAAUAGCGACCCCCGGAGGGUCAAAGCCCCCCUUCCCGGGGUCAAGAAGGAGAAUAUCGAUGCGAUUUGCGAUUAUCUGAUGAAGGACAAAAACUCAAAGGGCUGCGGUGACUCGGAGGACCAGGUCAGCCACGUGGAUCAUAAGCCAGAGCCGCAUUCGCUCCACCUGUGGGCGGACGGCGGGAUGAGCAGCUCCGGGCCCCCGCAGGGAGACGCGGAGGCCGCCACGGAGGACAUCUUCAGCCUGCUGCCCUCCGGCAGCAAGAGGAUGUACGAGUGCGAGUGGAUGGCGCCGAUGGAUUACUCCUCUGUGCCGAAAGUGCUGAAAGAACCCGCCAAGGAAAACGUUCAGCACAGUGACGUGGAGGAUGGCGCGAGCGAGGACGAGCUGGCUGGCGCUGGAGGCGGUGGACCGGAGCAGAUCCAGGCCUCCAUCUCCCAAGUCCAGCCUGCAGAGUUUUCUAUGGGACCCCAGAGCUCUCCUGGACAUGCAGGGAGUCCUCUGGAGGGGACCGCAGACCCGCCAGAGUCAGGUCAGCAGUUUACGGGACACCCCUACAUCUGCUCGCUGUGUGGAACCUUCUGCCCCGACUCUCUGUACCUGGAGGAGCACAUCAGGCUGAUACACGCUGACAAUCCGGCUCUAAAUGAGCUGCAGUCCACCUCCGAUGCUGUGGGAAAUGGUAGCGGGGGCGACAACAGCGGCAGCUCAGGGGCGGGCCAAGGAGGCGGACCCACAAAGAAGGAGCUCAAGAUUGAGGGGGGGUACGAAUGCGGGGACUGCGGCCGGCAUUUUAACUAUCUGGGCAACCUGCGGCAGCACCAACGCAUCCACACGGGGGAGAAACCCUUCAUGUGUCCGGAGUGUGGCGAGAGAUUUCGCCAUGCCGCCCGCCUAAAAAGCCACAGGUUGGUGCACAGCGGCGCUCAAAGCCCCUUCCCGUGUCCGCAGUGCGGCAAAGGUUUCUCGGUUCUGUCCGGACUCAAGAGACACCAAAGGGUGCACACAGGCGAGAGCCCGUAUGCCUGCCCCCAGUGCGGCCGGCGCUUCAAAGAGCUGGGUAACCUCUACACCCACCAAAGGAUCCACAGCGGCGCCACGCCCUACUACUGUCAGCAGUGUGGGCGGAGCUUUCGCCACCUGGGUACCUACAAGAGCCACCGCUGCAUCCCAGCACAGUCAUAAGCCAGUUCAACGGGCCAUGCUGCUGCUCUGGGACUGCCAGGGCAGUGGGAGCCGAGGGUCAAGAGGAGAACGGGACCGGAAGUGCAGCUGAAGCAUCAGACUUGACGCUCCCCUCCUGCUGCUGAUGCGGACUUUGAAAAGGAAAUACGAUGGCUGCAUUUACACCGUUUUAAGGAACUGAACUCUGCCAAAACUUCUUGUGGGUUUACUAAAGUGAAAAGGGUUCUGUCGGGAGGUCGAGGCAAAUGGGAGUUUUUUUCUGAGCUUCUGUUCUGGCAUGUAGCAACAUGACCAAGUCUCCCAGUGACCUCCAUGAGUGUCAUAGCAGGAACAAAAACUAAAAAGCCCAGCAGUCGAUUUCCACAGAGAAGAGCGACUAAAGCUACAUUCACACUGCGGGCCGAAACGACCCAAUUCAGAUUUUUUUUGCCCCUAUGUGACCUGUAUCUGAUCUUUUCCUGACAGCCUGGAUGACACAGAUCCGAUCUCUUCAAAUGUGACCCAGGCCACUUGUGUGUGUGGUUCUGAAUCCGAUACGUAACCGAUCUUUUUUAAUGUGACCUCCAUCUGAACGGCCAGGACGUUGUCGAUACGCUACAAAUGUCGUAAUUCUGCGUUGAAGUAGGCGGGAACGAGAACGUAAACACCAACGAUGCUGCUGAGACCAGUCAGUGGAAGGGAAACAAGGUCAACGAUUUCAUUAAUA